Coregonus clupeaformis (lake whitefish) is the source of this 1646-nucleotide messenger RNA. RefSeq names its product sorting nexin-12. Gene Ontology annotation, molecular function: phosphatidylinositol-3-phosphate binding. Gene Ontology annotation, biological process: endocytic recycling; late endosome to Golgi transport. NCBI's taxonomy places the organism in Eukaryota, Metazoa, Chordata, Actinopteri, Salmoniformes, Salmonidae. The record is from RefSeq and is a predicted model, not a curated record. The coding region runs from base 219 to 701 and encodes 160 amino acids. The transcript has 6 exons. Gene Ontology annotation, cellular component: retromer complex; early endosome membrane.
UGUGUGUGUGUGUGUGUGUGUGUGUGUGUGUGUGUGUGUGUGUGUGUGUGUACUAGCGAGAGAGAGCACAGGAUGGCCCUCCUCAUCAGGUUAGAUUAAUUUACACCGCGUUGAAAUUUGCUAAACACAUCAAAUUAAUAGGGGAGCUCUAGCUGAGAAUUGUUUCUUGGUAUUGACUUUUAUGACGUGAACAUCCUGCGGGUUGUCGGACAAGGAAGAUGUCAGAUCCCACGGUGGCUGAUACUCGCCGGUUAAAUUCAAAACCUCAGGACCUGACGGACGCUUAUGGUCCCCCCAGCAAUUUUCUUGAAAUUGACGUUUAUGACCCACAAACUGUUGGAGUCGGGCGGAACCGUUUCACAACGUACGAAGUCCGUAUGCGGACAAACCUGCCGAUUUUUAAGUUGAAGGAUUCUAUUGUGCGAAGAAGAUACAGUGACUUUGAGUGGCUGAAGAAUGAGUUGGAGCGAGACAGUAAGAUUGUAGUGCCUCCCUUGCCUGGGAAGGCACUGAAGAGACAGCUACCUUUCCGUGGGGAUGAAGGCAUUUUUGAAGAGGCUUUCAUUGAAGAGCGACGUGUGGGUCUUGAGCAGUUCAUCAACAGAAUUGCAGGUCACCCUCUGGCCCAAAACGAGCGCUGUCUUCACAUGUUUUUGCAGGACGAGAGCAUCGACCGCAACUACAUUCCCGGAAAGGUAUGAAUGAAUAAUGGGAAGACUGAUCAUAUGUGACACAAUUGUUUGGAAUCCAGAUCCAGUGAUCCAGAGGCAAGAUGUGCCUAACACAGACCAGGACCUGUCUGUUUUAUCACCUCAUCCCGAUAAAGCAUACAGCACCCUAUCCCUGUCGUGGCCGCAACCACCUUUGACAGCUGCCUCUGUCUCUCUAAUGCCUUGUACUGUAUAUAAAAGUAUAUUCUGCUAGUUGCCCCAGCAACAAUGGUGCAUGGCCCUCUGCAGCCCUGUAAUGGGGGGGUGUAGUCCAAGAACACUAAAUGGGGGGUGUGACAGGGAAGUUAGUGCAUUGUUGCAGAUUGAUAUAUAUAUCAGAGAAAUAGAGUAUGUUAUCCUAUCUAAGUAUUCAAUCAUAAUGUCUCUGUCCCUUCAUACCCACAGUAACCUACAUUGAUCCUCCAAUUGUAUGUUUCCCAUCUCUGGAUGUCAGUAAAUGAUGAUACCUUCCAAAGUUAUGCAAAAUGCAGCAUAAUUGAAAACUUUUUUUAAAUGGGAGAUUUGCUUCCCAUAGUCUUCCUGUAACAUGACAUUCCAUGUUUCUUUGCAUUUCAACAUGCUCUUACAGUGUGAUUUGGUAUUAUGAUUUUUUUUCUGUAACUUUGUUUGCCUUGAGUUGUUCUGCAUAAGUCUUUGCGUUGUCUUCAGUCUGCUUAUGGAAAUGUAAUGUCAGGUAAUCAAACCACUGUGAAAACAAGGGGUUGACAAAUAAUCCACUCAUUUUUAUUGAUAAAGCUUUCGGCAUCAAGUUUAUUGACCUAAAGCAUUCUUAGUUAUCCAUUUUGUCUUAUGUAUUUUACCUCUUCAUUAUUAUGUACACUUAAUCAUGCAAAUUUCAGUUUUCAGAAAAACUGCCUUGUUUGUACUAUCAAUAAAAUUAUCUGCCUGCUGUGCAAUGUCCAGUAGCCUUUUAAA